Blepharisma stoltei is the source of this 546-nucleotide messenger RNA. NCBI's taxonomy places the organism in Eukaryota, Ciliophora, Heterotrichea, Heterotrichida, Blepharismidae. The record is from the annotation of a GenBank genome assembly.
AUGAACUGGUAUUCAACAAUUUGGUAUUGGUGGAGCUGGUACUCGCUUUUCCCCUUCGUAUUCAUAACUCUUUAUCGUCUCAGAAAUCAAGAAAGUUCUUUCGGCUUGAAGGAAAAAGCAUUGAAGACUUUUACGUUAGACAAAAUAUUCAGAUUUCUAUUGAUUCCAAUGAUAGCGUAUUAUAUUCUAGACUCAAUCUACAUUAUAAUGCAGUAUUACCGUAUGGAUGGGUGCAACUUGUCAUUCUUAUCACACCAUUUGGUCACUUUAUCUGGAGUUCCAGCAUGCUAUAAACUCCCUUAUUAUCCUUGGUUCCUUAUGGCGCCCAUCACAUGGCAUGCUUUACUAAUCGCUUGGCCUUAUGAGACGUGGCUUAAUUACCCUUAUUUAGCAAUUAUUAGCUUGAUGGCUUAUGGACUGAUGCAAAAGCCCUGGAAAGACCUGCCUGCUUACCAAUCUGUAUUUAAGGUCGGAUAUUGGCUGGUUCCAACAUUAGUAGGGCUUUGGUUUUGGGACUGUAAAAAUGACUUAGCUAAUGUCCUUUAA